AUGUUACUUAAGACGGGUGCAUUAUUUGCACUAUCUGCCAGUAUCUCGAGUGGUUAUGUAUUACCUGAAAUAGUUCAAGAGGCAUUCCAACUGGACAAAACUAGGGAUGCGCUGUUAGACCAGAAUCACAAGCCAGAUUCUAAUCCACCUUCGUUAUUCUCCAAUAUCCUACCUCAUAUCCCUUAUUUCUUAAAACCACAAGUGGACUCAAACAAACUCCAAGAGUCUAUUUCUAUUGAUGAUUUGAAUGCUACUGCUUGGGAUUUGUAUCAUAUUGCUGAGGCUUCUGAAAAGCACUAUGGUCACCCAACCAGAGUCAUUGGUUCAAAAGGGCAUAGAAAGACAAUUAAAUACAUUUUGAAGCAAUUCGAUCAAAUGAAAGACUAUUAUGAUGUCUCUUUGCAGCAUUUUGACGCUUUGAGUGGUAAGAUUAAUUCAUUUAACUUGACUGACGGUGUAACUGGUGAACCUUUCAUUAAUUCAACCGCUUUGAGUUUAUCUCCUCCUGUUAAGCCUUUCACAGGUAGAGUUGUUCAUAUUGCAAACUUAGGUUGUAACGAAGAAGAUUAUAAGGUUGCUCUACAAGCUUUGAAUGCUGAAAACUCUUCAAAUGAAAAAGAAGACUCUAUCUACUUCGAAAAACGUUCCGAUAAAAAAGAUAAGCAAUCCAAAAAAUCUACUGGUAAGAAAUCAAAGAAACAUAAUAAACACAAUAAACAUGAAAAAAAAGAAAAGUUAAUAGCUUUGAUUGAAAGAGGCCAAUGUUCAUUUGGUACAAAGAGUGAACUUGCUGGUAAGUUCGGCUUUGAAGCUGCUGUUAUAUUUGACAACGAUCCACAAUCCACUGGUUUACAUGCAACUUUAGAAAAACCAAAGAAACACACAGUUUCUACUAUUGGUGUUACUUACCAAACUGGUCAACUAUUGAUCACUUCGAUUGAAAACGAUUCGAAUUAUACUCUAAACUUUGCCAUGGACUCUUAUGUUAAAAACAUUAGAACCGUCAACGUCAUAGCUGACACUAAGAGAGGUGACCCAAACAAUAUCAUUGGUUUAGGUGCCCACUCUGACUCGGUUGAAGAAGGUCCAGGUAUCAAUGAUGAUGGUUCUGGUACCAUUUCAUUAUUAACCGUUGCCAAGCAAUUAACUCAUUUCAAGAUAACUAACAAAGUACGUUUUGCUUGGUGGUCUGCUGAAGAAGAAGGUUUACUUGGCUCGAAUUACUAUGCCGACCAUUUGUGUCCAAAAGAAAACAGUAAGAUCAGAAUGUUUAUGGAUUAUGACAUGAUGGCUUCUCCAAACUAUGAAUACGAAGUUUACGACGCUAACAACAUCGACAAUCCAAAGGGUUCUGAAGAAUUGAGAGAUCUAUACAUUGACUAUUACAAAUCUCAUAAUCUAAACUAUACUCUAAUUCCAUUUGAUGGCAGAUCCGAUUAUGUCGGUUUCAUUAACAACGGUAUUCCUGCUGGUGGUAUUGCUGCUGGUGCUGAAAAGGAUAAUGUUUUCAAUGGGGGUGUUUUAGACAAAUGUUAUCAUUUGUUAUGUGAUGACGUUUCAAACUUAGCCUGGGAUGCUUUCUUAGUCAACACCAAAUUGAUUGCUCAUUCAGUUGCCACAUAUGCUAACUCUUUGGAAGGAUUUCCAGUUAGAGAAAAUUCGACUUUGAUAGCUGAUGAUGUAGUUAAAACCAAAAAGAAAUGCAAUAAACAUCAAGAGCCAUCCGCCAAGGAGGACAAGCACCACAAGCCAUCCACCAAAGAAGCCAAGCACCACAAGCCAUCCACCAAAGAAGCCAAGCACCACGAGCCAUCCAUCAAGGAGGACAAACACCGCAAGCCAUCCACCAAGGAGGACAAACACCACAAGCAAUCCACCAAGGAAGCCAAGCACCACGAGCCAUCUGCUAACGAAUAUAAAAUGCACAGGGCUGUUGGACAAGGAUUCAAAUACAAGGGUAAUCAAUUGGUUUAUUAG
This is a messenger RNA of Tetrapisispora phaffii CBS 4417, 1977 nucleotides long. RefSeq names its product aminopeptidase Y (gene APE3). The record is from RefSeq and is a predicted model, not a curated record. The transcript has a single exon. Lineage: Eukaryota; Fungi; Ascomycota; Saccharomycetes; Saccharomycetales; Saccharomycetaceae. Gene Ontology annotation, biological process: proteolysis. The coding region runs from base 1 to 1977 and encodes 658 amino acids. Gene Ontology annotation, molecular function: metalloexopeptidase activity.